GCGUGUCCAAACAUAGCGCUGCGAGUGCGCGGCAGCAACACGCGGCAAUCGCGAGACACAGCUCUGAUGCGCGACUAGUGUAGACAUCCCAGAAAUGUGUGCGCGGCAAUACUGCGCGGCAUGUCCUAGACACGCUGUGCUCUCAGUUUGCAUUCGAUCCAAAAUGAAAGCGGCCGCGUGUGUUGUAGCUCUACUUAUUAUUCGAAAAUUACGCAGAAGGAAGAGACUGAAAAAAACAAGGCAAUGCUGGAUACGACCACUUUUCCAACAGAGGGUAAAGAAUUUGAAAGUGAUUAAUUAUGAAAUCCACUAUCGAACAACACAGUUUUUAAGAUUGACCUUGGAAGAAUUUGAACAUAUACAUACACUGGUGGAACCAUUUAUUAAAAAAACUGAUACACACUGGCGUGUAGCAAUAACGACGAAAGAGAGACUCGCAAUAACUUUGCGAUAUUUGGCCACAGGAGACUCAUAUACUAGUCUACAAUAUAUAUUUCACGUGUCAAAGCAAACAAUCUCAAAAAUAGUCCCAGAGGUGUGCGAUGCCCUAGUGAAAGCUCUGAAGGAUGUGAUAAAGUUACCAGUAUCGGAACAAGAUUGGAAGAUAGUCUCUAAAGAAUUCGAGGAAAAAUGGAAUUUCCCACAUGUCAUCGGUGCUUUGGACGGAAAACAUAUAACUAUUCAGGCUCCUUUUAGAAGCGGCACCGAGUAUUACAAUUAUAAAAAAUAUUUUAGUAUUGUACUUUUAGCAUUAGUAGACUCAAAUUACAAUUUUAUGUACGUUAACGUUGGAAGUCAAGGUCGAAUAUCAGAUGGAGGCGUUUUUAAACAUUGUGAAUUGUACCGAAAGUUAGAAAAUAAUCAACUUAAUGUACCAGCACCAGAAAUUUUAAAUAUACCCUACACAACAAAAGUACCCUAUGUCAUAUUAGGAGAUCAAGCUUUUGCUUUAACUAAAUAUAUGUUGACACCUUUUGCAGGAAUUCAUUCAAAAGGGUCUAAAGAACGGAUUUUUAACUACAGACUAUCGAGAGCACGUAGAGUAGUUGAAAAUGCUUUUGGUAUUUUGGCGUCUAAAUUUAGAGUACUGAGAAAUGCAAUUAUGUUAAACCCAACAUCAGCUAAAAAGGUAGUUCUAGCUGCUGUUCACUUGCAUAAUUUUCUUCGAAACAGCUCUUCAAUAACAACCUCUAAUAACUCAAUGAAUGAAUCAGUUACUUUAACACCGAACGAAUGUAUAGGUGGCACUCCAACCGAUAUUCGUAAUUUUUUGGCAGAACAUUUUAUGGCAAACGGGUCGAUUAUUUGGCAAGAUAGAUAUUAAAUAAUUACGUUAUGAGAAACUAGAUGACGCCCGCGACUUCGUCCGCGUGAAUUUAUUUUUUAAAAUCCCUCGGGAACUCUUUGAUUUUCCGGGAUAAAAAGUAGCCUAUGUCACUCU
Messenger RNA from Maniola jurtina (meadow brown), 1441 nucleotides. RefSeq names its product putative nuclease HARBI1. The transcript is spliced from 2 exons. Lineage: Eukaryota; Metazoa; Arthropoda; Insecta; Lepidoptera; Nymphalidae. Bases 95 to 1324 code for a protein of 409 amino acids. The record is from RefSeq and is a predicted model, not a curated record.